Messenger RNA from Cyprinodon tularosa, 1940 nucleotides. Its product is annotated as single-minded homolog 2-like. The record is from RefSeq and is a predicted model, not a curated record. Lineage: Eukaryota; Metazoa; Chordata; Actinopteri; Cyprinodontiformes; Cyprinodontidae. Gene Ontology annotation, molecular function: DNA-binding transcription factor activity, RNA polymerase II-specific; protein dimerization activity; RNA polymerase II transcription regulatory region sequence-specific DNA binding. The coding region runs from base 13 to 1503 and encodes 496 amino acids. The transcript has 12 exons. Gene Ontology annotation, biological process: regulation of transcription by RNA polymerase II.
AGAGGGACACGGAUGGAAAAUACAGAUUUUAAGCCGUUAGUAGUGAAACACCUGGGAGCAACUUUUGUUCAGAUUAUUUUGGGUUUAAAUGAAUUUAUUUCUUGGAGAACUUCUGGAAAGAGGAUUUUCUACGUUUCUUUGAGCAUAAAUCAUUCCCUAGAGAUGAAAGAAAGAUCGAAAAACGCUGCAAAGACGCGCAGAGAGAAGGAAAACGGAGAGUUUUGUGAGCUGGCGAAGCUGCUUCCUCUGCCGGCGGCCAUCAGCUCCCAGCUGGACAAGGCCUCCAUCAUCCGCCUGAGCAGCAGCUACCUCCGGAUGAGAGCGCUCCUCCCACACGGUCUUGGAGACGGGUGGGACAGCUUACCAAGUUUCGGUCCUCUGGGCAGCGUGACCAAGGACCUGUGCUCCCAUCUUUUACAAACUCUAUAUGGCUUCCUGUUUGUCAUUGGACCCGAUGGGAAAAUAAUGUACAUCUCGGAAACAGCAUCAGUCCACCUCGGCUUAUCCCAGGUAGGGCCCUCCCUCCUUCAGGUGGAGUUAACAGGAAAUAGUAUAUUUGAAUACAUCCACCCAUCAGACCAUGAUGAGGUGACAGCAAUACUAAGUGCUCAACAGCCACGGCAUCACUACUUCUGUCCAGAAUAUGAAAUUGAGCGAUCCUUCUUUUUGAGGAUGAAAUGCGUCCUUGCAAAAAGGAAUGCUGGGUUAACCUAUGGAGGCUAUAAGGUGAUCCAUUGCAGUGGCUACCUGAAGCUGCGUCUACACCGGACUGAGAUGACACUGUAUGAAUGCUGCUAUCAGACUCUGGGUCUAGUGGCGGUGGGUCACUCCCUGCCCCCCAGCGGGAUCACUGAGAUCAAACUUUACAGCAACAUGUUCAUGUUUCGGGCGAGCCUCGACUUGAAGCUCAUCUUUUUAGACAUGAGGGUUACCGAGCUGACAGGUUAUGAGCCUCAGGACCUUGUAGAGAAAACCCUAUACCACCACGUUCACACCUGGGAUGUUCUGCAACUGCGUUAUUCCCACCAUCUACUGCUCACUAAAGGACAAGUCACCACCAAGUAUUACCGCAUGUUAGCGAAGCAUGGAGGCUGGGUGUGGGUGCAAAGCUAUGCUACCAUCGUCCACAACAGUCGCUCUUCCAGACCUCACUGCGUGGUCAGUGUGAACUACGUCCUCACAAGCACCGAGUACAAAGAGCUGCAGUUCUCUGCAGAGCAGAUCCAAGCUGUUGAGCCUUCUCCCCACUUUGCUUCAUGCCUGGAAAACCACAGAGAGCUUAGAACCAAAGCUGCCCGGCAGCAGGUGAAAAUCAGACCAGCUCCUUAUAACCAGCAGCACAUCUCCAGGCUUCUCCAGCCAGCCCUCCCCAGCUCUUCCCCAUGGAAAAGGAACCGGAAACAGAGAUCCAUCCAUCAAGCGGAUAAAGUCUCCAGAAAGAGAAGUUCUAGCUUGAACCCUGAUGCAGCUGCCUCAACAGAUCAUUGGAUCUCUGGACAGUAAAAGAGCCGAUGGGUGAAACGCAGACAGCUCCAAAACCUCCAGCAAACACACAGAGCCUUGGCUGACCUCUGACCAUAGAUAUGAACCUGCCUGCUAUCAGCCGUCUAAAGGAUAAACCAAAUGAUCAUUACAGACUCCUCCGUGGUUCAAGGACUGGAUGUUUCCUACAUCAUUAACUCUAUAUAAAUGAGGAUAUAAAGACUUUACAACACCAAAGAAGAGGCGCUGAGAGACCCAAUGCUGCUAAAGUUAGGUAUCCAUCCAUAAUCUCCCAAUGAAGCUGGAUAAACCCUGAAUAUAAAGGAAGUUCUCCACCCAGAGGCAGAACAUAUGGAGAUCUAAUAUUCUAAUAAAUGCAUGUGGGAGCUCAAAGGAUCCUCAGUAGUUAGUCUUUAUGUUGUGGUCGUUUCAUAAUAAAGUAUGAAUGAGUCAGAUAA